Camelus dromedarius (Arabian camel) is the source of this 3816-nucleotide messenger RNA. RefSeq names its product signal-regulatory protein beta-1. NCBI's taxonomy places the organism in Eukaryota, Metazoa, Chordata, Mammalia, Artiodactyla, Camelidae. Gene Ontology annotation, biological process: positive regulation of phagocytosis; positive regulation of T cell activation. The transcript has 6 exons. The coding region runs from base 94 to 1272 and encodes 392 amino acids. The record is from RefSeq and is a predicted model, not a curated record. Gene Ontology annotation, cellular component: plasma membrane.
GAGGUGGGGCUUCUCUUCUCUCCCCAAAAGAAGGAACUCUGGGUUCUCUGCGGGACACGCACUUGGACAGAGCAGUCCCAUCAGGCCUCCACGAUGCCGAACCUUGCCUCCUGGCCCCACCCUCCUCCUCCUUGCCUGCUGCUGGCGCUACUGGUGGGACUCCCAGGAGUCGCGGCUCAGGAGCUGCAGGUGAUUCAGCCUGAGACAUCAGUGUCGGUCACAGCUGGAGAGACGGCCACUCUGCGCUGCACCACGACCUCCCUGAUCCCCGUGGGGCCCAUCAAGUGGUUCAGGGGCACAGGGCCAGGCCGCGAGUUAAUCUAUGAUUACAAAGGAGGCCACUUCCCCCGAGUAACAAAUGUUUCAGACGCCACAAGGAGAGACAACCUGGUCUUUUCCAUCCGCAUCAGUCAUAUCACCCCGGCAGACGCCGGUGUCUACUACUGUGUGAAGUUCCAGAGAGGAAGCCCUGGUGACGUGGAGUAUAAGUCUGGACCAGGCACUCGGCUCACUGUGAGUGCCAAACCCUCUCCUCCCGUGGUAUCAGGCCCCGCCACGAGGGCCCCACCUGAGCAGACAGUGAGCUUCACCUGCAGAUCCCAUGGCUUCUCCCCCAGAACCAUCUCCCUGAAAUGGUUCAAAAACGGGAAUGAGAUCACAGCCUCCCAGACCAGUGUGGACCCAGAGGGAGACAGCAUUUCCUACAGCGUCUCCAGCACAGCCAAGGUGGUGCUGGCCCCGGGGGAUGUUCGCUCCCAGGUCAUCUGCGAGGUGGCCCACGUCACCCUGCAGGGGGGCCCUCCUCUCCGUGGGACUGCCUACUUGUCUGAGACCAUCCGAGUUCCGCCCACCUUGGAGGUCACCCAACACCCCGCCUCAGGGACCCAGGUGAACGUCACAUGCCAGGCGAAGCAGUUCUACCCCCGAGACCACCAGCUGAGCUGGGUGGAGAAUGGAAACGUGUCCCGGAUAGAAACGGCGUCGACCUUCAUGGAGAAUAAGGACGGGACCUUUAACAGGAUGAUCUGGCUCCUGGUGAACUCGUCCGCCCACAGAGGUGAGGUGCUGUCCUGCCAGGUGGAGCACGACGGGCAGCCGGCAGUCAGCGCCAACCUCACCCUGGAGGCCUCUGCUCCCCAGAAGGACCAGGACACACAUGAACGUCCUGACCAGCCUUCGUUGUCUCCUUCUCUCCUGGUAGUUUUCAUCCUAGGCCCCAAAGUGCUGCUGGUGAUCGGUGUCACUGUCAUCUUUGUCCACAGGAAGCGUUAGGUCUGACUGGUAACACCCUCAGUCUCUGCUGUCUGCUUCCCUCUCUGAGGGGCCCAGCCUAGGAGAAGACCCAGCUGGAAGCUUCCACGACUCUGCUCCAAAUGCCUCCCUCCAUGGAGACCUGCUUGCCCCCACACUCCUGAGACCCUCUCACAGUUGCCCUGAGGCCGUCAAAGCUGGGUCCUCAGCAGGGAUUAGAGAAGUAGCUCUGGAGAGGGACUCACAACAUCUCCCUGGAACGUGAGAAACAAGUCACAUCAACACGUAUCGGGAUAUCUCUCAUCCAUCACCUUGGACUUGGCUGUGAACUACACACUCAUGUCCUUGCUCAGAGGAGUUAUUCUGUCUUUCGGAUUCCUGCCUAUCCUGGAAGCUCCACACUUUGAAGUUCUCUUUUACCUCUUGAGUACAGAUGACCCCCUCUUCCUGGUUUUAAGAAGAAAAUGUAUAUCCUUCCUCUUUGCCCAAAUGUCCUACCCCUCAAACCCUGAAGGUAGUGUUCCGUCCUGUCUCUGUGAUGGAACCAGGAGAACUUCCAUCUUCCUGCAUCCUUCCCAACUGUGCUGCUAAUGGUAAACAUUGUGUCUAGACGCCUCAGAGUCAUCCUUGAUUUCUCCUUCUUUUAUAUCCCAUAUUCAAUUUUGCCUUCAAAAUGCUGAUGUCCAGAGGUGAGAUGGUAAAUAUUUAAUAAUCCACUCUCCAAAAGAAAAAAAAAAAAGCCUAUUAGGUAGUACUGGCCAAUUUCUAGCUGUCAAUACUUCCAAUGUGGCCAGCUUCAAGCUACCAACCAUUUAAUAACCAGCUUGCAGGAAUUCUUGAAAAAGUAACAGCUGGGCUCUCUUGAAGCAGUUCGAGCUCUCCAGCACACCACUCAGUUGCAUCCAUAAUGUGCACAUUCUCACCCGCACCACCACUCCCGGGUCCCAGCCACCAUCAUCUCCUCCUGCACCAUUGCUGUCGUCUCUGACUGGUUUCCCUGUCUCAGGCUCAGUGAUUCUUUGGGAAAGUAAGUCAAAUCCUAUCACUUCUCUGCUCCCUCCCCUAGCAUAACUGCCUGCCUCACUCUCAAAUGCCACUUCAUCAAAGGCACCUUCUAUAGAUGGCCCUGUAUAAGAUAUCAAUUCCUCUCUCACCCUGGCAUUCCAUGUCCUCUUAACCUGAUUAAUUUGUUUCCUGAGCAUUUAUAACCAUCUAUAUACUGAAUGUAAGUUAUUCUCACUUUGCAUGGUAGAGCAGGACCUUAAAAUAACUUGGAAACUGAAAACUUGAAAAGUGACCUUAAUAAUCAAUGGGAGAAUAACUGUUUUGUGAUCUUCAAAAAAAAAAUGGUUUUAAACAUCAGAGACUCUUUUACUGUCAGUUUAAAAUGUAGAAGGAAAUGGAAAAAUAGUAAAGUUAAUAUUUAGAGUAUACUGUCAUUUGACUCAUUAGAAACAUUGAGAAUUAAAGAGUUUUUUUUUUAUUUGCAAACCUAUCGAGUUUAGUUUGAACAGUGUUUGCCUUCUUCUUCCUGCAUAAUUUACAAUAUAAAAGCCAGCACCUUUUCUAUACUUUGGUGAAUUAUAGUACUCCUUUCUCAGUUUGGGUAAGACUCUAACAUUUUAUUCCCUGAUACUCUCAACGUUGUGAAAUCUUUACAAAACUUCCUUUAAUUUGAGGUAUUUGCUGUUGUCGCUUCCUCUGGGGCAUUUUCACCCUUUCCCUCACAACCACCUUCCUCAUUAUAUGGUAAGUUUGCCCUCACAAAGUUCUUGUGGCUGCCUAUCUUUCUAACAGUAUCAGUGUACCAUUCCCACGGUCAACUAUUUCUUCUUUAAUCUACUCACGUUCAAUUUGAAUGUCGCUUCCAACAUUAUCACCUUUUGUUUCUUCAUUGCACUUUCUUCUUUGUAUUCAAUUCCCUUUUGCAGUUAUUUAUUUUUGUAAAUGUCAUGUGGAUUCAUCACUGGGAGUCACAUGACAGCACAGCUACAUGCUUUUCUGUCUGUGCUGAAAUGAGUAACAGAGUCACAGUGAUCAAAUACUGCAGACUUUGAAAUAAGGGACAUGACUGGUUCCUGAUCAGGAUGGGCAUCUAUUACACAGUUAUUUGUGGACUGAAGUAGAGAUAGUGGCAAAGUUUGUACUUUAUGCAAUUGUUCACCAUAAAUUUACUGUGGUAACUGAAAUCUCAACCAUGUGUUGGGGGGACUGAGGUUUUUUAACUAAACUGUCUACCUGAAAUUCAUGCAUAUCAGGACCAUGCAAAGUGAGGACUUCCUGUAUGUGUCUCUUCCUCAGAUAGGAUGUCAGUUCUAACAGUGAAGGGACUAUCUGAGUAUUCGUUUCUAUAGAUACUGAAUAUCAAAAUAAAAUUUUUCUUCAUCAACCACCUAGCUCUUGUAUUCUAAAGCCCUUUCACUAAAGACUACUUUUUCUUCUUUGUAUUUAAACAAUCAUUUCAAAAAUUAAACAUUUUUCAUAUCACAAGGAAAUGGAAAAAAAAAACAAAAAAAACCAGAAAACAGACGCUGACUGGAGUAUGUCAAAGGGUGUGGGAACCAA